AACUUGGUCUCGGUUGUGGGGGAAGGCGCCCCCCCCUCCGCCCCGCCCUGCCCCGCCCCUCUGCUUCCUCCCGAUCUCUGGCACGGGGGCCACUGUGGGCAGAGGAGCAAGAGCGAGCUCAGCAGCGGCAGCAGCGAUGGCAGGGAAAGAUUUGGAGCAGUGCCAGCGCCAGGCGGAUGAGGUGACGGAAAUCAUGCUCAACAACUUUGACAUGGUCCUGGAGCGCGAUGGGAAACUCUCGGAGCUGCAGCAGCGUUCCGACCAACUCCUGAACAUGAGCUCAGCUUUCAGCAAGACAACCAAGACCCUGGCCCAGAAGAAGCGCUGGGAGAACAUCCGUUGGCGUAUCUACUUGGGGCUGGUGGUGGGCGGUGGCCUGCUCAUCAUCCUGAUUGUGUUGCUGGUCAUCUUUCUCCCACAGGGAAGUGAGGGCAGCAGUGGCCCACAGGCCCAGGACUCAGGUGCUGCCUCGGGGCCUGGGGACUGACCCAGUUGGGCCUGGAGGAGAGGCCGAAUGGCCACGCUGGCUGGUUCUGGUCUCCAAAGAACUUUGGCAUUUGCUCUUAUCUGAGCCACCCCAGUGAGCGCCUGAGGGCAGCCCCAAAGUGUGCACCUCUGCAUCUCCUAUCACGCCACUGGCUGGCCCUUGAGGGCAGCCUGCUGCACUGGCCAUGCCAGGCCAGCCCCCCUUGGAGCUCAGUAAACACUGCUGCUUGGUUAAAAA
Molecule: messenger RNA, 724 nt
Organism: Myotis daubentonii (Daubenton's bat)
Lineage: Eukaryota; Metazoa; Chordata; Mammalia; Chiroptera; Vespertilionidae
Gene: VAMP5
Product: vesicle associated membrane protein 5
Biological process (GO): Golgi to plasma membrane protein transport
Cellular component (GO): plasma membrane
Source: RefSeq, a predicted model, not a curated record